Bufo bufo (common toad) is the source of this 782-nucleotide messenger RNA. RefSeq names its product coiled-coil domain containing 12 (gene CCDC12). The transcript has 7 exons. Lineage: Eukaryota; Metazoa; Chordata; Amphibia; Anura; Bufonidae. The coding region runs from base 20 to 490 and encodes 156 amino acids. The record is from RefSeq and is a predicted model, not a curated record. Gene Ontology annotation, cellular component: post-mRNA release spliceosomal complex; U2-type spliceosomal complex.
CGCAAGGCAUUGUGGGAACAUGGAGGGAAAUGUGGGGAGAUUGGAGGAAGAAGCGCUGAAGAGGAAAGAGAGACUUCUGGAUCUGAGGAAGAAGCGGUUACGAGAAGAUGGCGGCACAGACGGCGAGGAGACCGAAAAGCAGGAAGAAAAACACCGAGAGCUGAAACUUAGGAACUACACCCCCCAGGACGAAAGUCUGAAAGAGCGUCAGAUAGCGCCCGCCAAACCGGAGUCCGUGGAGGAGAAGGUGAAGGAGCAGCUGGAAGCCGCCAAACCGGAGCCCAUCAUAGAAGAAGUGGAUCUGACAAAUCUCGCUCCAAGAAAGCCGGACUGGGAUCUAAAGAGAGACGUGGCUAAGAAAUUAGAGAAGCUGGAGAAACGGACGCAGCGAGCUAUCGCAGAGUUAAUCCGAGAGCGGUUGAAGGGUCAGGAGGAGAAUCUUGCGGACGCGGUGCAGGCUGCUAAACAGGAGGACGAGGAUUCUGACUGAUCGUUGACAUCAAAUCGGAGACAAGAUGAUGAUGAUUCUGGCGUUCUGUUAUGGAGGACUUCGCUGGAGGUCGAGACUGGAUACGGACAUGACGAGGAGGGUACCUUGGUCCUACUGACGCCCCAGGGGACAGGACUGUGGAAUGUCAGCCUCUCUGCCCAGUGUCUGCUCCUGCUCUACCCCCGUCUGCUGGGACUUGUGCAUUUUAGCACAAGGUGAAGGCGGCUGAGAUUUUUAUAUUUUGUAUAUUUUUUUUUGUUGUUUUUUUUUAUGCAAUAAAUAUUAAGUAAAA